AGCAUAAUCGUCUAGAUUUGCCCGUGGUAAUGCAUGGUAUGCUGCCAACCAUUGUUGCAAACAAAAAUGAUAAACGAUGUGACAUCAUAGGAACUAAAACAAAAGCACAACAUAGCGGAAAAAAGUGCACCAUCGCAUCACACUCCAGUUCGCCCAUCCCCCAACAACAGCAACGGCUCGCGUUCCUCCAUGAGCGCCACCAGAAAUUAUAAAUAUGAUUGUUUUAACGUGGCGUCAACGCUUUAUUUCGCACCAUUCGAUCAUCGGACGUGUCCCCAUAAACAAGUUAAACCUCUUCGCGAUCGGACUCCCCAGUCAUCUGCUGCCGGCCUGCCCCACAGAUUGACGUGGAAACAUGAAACCGUGCCGGAUUUAAUAUCGUUAUAAGUGACCAUCAACCUAACAGGGUCCUCGUCCGUCUCUCAGCCGGACCCUACCACCUACCGUGCUAGCCGGGUGCUGAACGAGCGUGUGCUUUUUUUCUUCCUCGAGAAGAAGGAAAAACUGUCGAAAAAUGUUACUGCUGGAUGUGCUGGUGCCGAUAGCAAUUUGGUCAAGUGGUGCUGCCGCCUGGAGUGAAGUUAGAAAAUCGAGAGCACUUACGAAUCUGGCCAGCGGCAGCAGGGACCGAAGAUUUCUUCCGAUCUUUACAGUUUUCCAGUGGGGUCAAGGAUUGUGCUCGGCUUCAUCCGGAGAAUACGGCUCCUGUCAACCCAAUAAUGAAUGCGUGCUAAGAGGAGGAAUACCUGCUGGUCCGUGUGCUGGUGGAUACGGAACGUGCUGUAUUUUUAUGGCUUCCUGCGGCGGUGUUGCUCGAGAGAACGGCACAUAUUUUGUGAACCCAAACCACCCGGAUACCACCGAUGGAACCGGAAGCUGCCAGCUAACAGUGCUUAAGAUGCACCCGGACAUCUGCCAGAUCCGGCUGGAUUUCGACCAGUUUUCAAUUAAUGGACCGGAAAUCGUCAACCAUAUUUGCAACAACGAUCAGUUUCUGGUUUCGGGAGGCAGCCCUGCCCCGACCAUUUGCGGAAACUCAAACGGAGAUCAUAUGUACAUCGACGCGGGAAUGGGCCAAAGCAACCCGAUUAUACUCACCGUGAUCACCAGUGGGCCCAGUUUUCCCCGAUCGUGGAGGGUGCGCAUCUCACAGAUACCAUGUGGAGCGAUCUCCAAAGCCGAGCAAGGAUGUCUUCAAUACUUCACCGGGGUCAGCGGAAGAGUCAAAAGCUUUAACUUCGACACAAUCAGUGGUCGACAGCUCUCGAACCAGGACUACAGCAUCUGCAUUCGAACGGAGCGAAAUUUCUGCAGCAUCCACUACACGGCAUGCCCGGAUAUUGGAAGGAACCGAUCGCGCACCUUCACCCUAUCUGGCAAUUCGAACAGCGUUGUUUCGUCGAUGGUGGGUGGCGGUACGCAAGGAACCCCAAACUCUUGCACCAAUGACUGGUUGAUGAUUCCUUGUGCGAAAGUGGCCGAUAGACUGCCGAUGGCCAGUACCUGUGAGGACAAAAUAUGCGGUGGAACGUUCAAUGCGGAGGUAAGCUCCGUUGAGAGAACGGUGGUCUCCACGGUGAGGCCAUUUCGAUUGGCGUUUCAUGCCGAUUCGAUUGAAGCCCCGAUCGAUGUGGACAAUAGGGGGUUCUGUUUAGAUUACGUUCAACAACCUUGUACUAGUAACUGA
Aedes albopictus (Asian tiger mosquito) is the source of this 1687-nucleotide messenger RNA. RefSeq lists its product as uncharacterized. The coding region runs from base 515 to 1687 and encodes 390 amino acids. The record is from RefSeq and is a predicted model, not a curated record. NCBI's taxonomy places the organism in Eukaryota, Metazoa, Arthropoda, Insecta, Diptera, Culicidae. The transcript has 4 exons.